AAAUAAUAGUAAUUUCAUAUGAAUUAACACAUUUAAAUGUGUCAUCUCGUUGCGCUAUCCUUGUUAUGCUCCAACGAAACAAUUCUUUUCUGGCAUUUAUGAAUUUGUAAAUUGUUUUCUAUUGUUUUAUUCAACCUCAUUAUUCGAUGCAAAGUUUCUUUCUUUCUUUUUUUAAAUGGCACUUAAAUGUUAAAUUUGCGUUUGAUAUUUUAUAAGAGUAAGCUGAAUUCUAGUGGAUUUAUGAAAAGGGAAUAACAUACUUUGCUUUAGAAAAGGGCAAAAAUGCAAAAUCCAAUAAAAAAAUAUUUAUUUAAAUUUUAGAAAAGUAAAAGGAAAUAUCAAAAUUUCCAAAGGCAAAAAGGCUAUAUAUAUAUUGCCUUCCAAACCUUGAACAGAAUUAACUGGACUUGAUAUUGACUAAUGAUGAUGUUUAUUUGUUCAUAAAGUCUUCGAUAUUUAAAAAGAAAAAUUAUUAUAUUUUUAUUUAAAAAUCUUAUUUAAUUUGAAAAGUAGAUUAUUUUAAUUUUAAUUUUUUUGAAAAUUGACUUAAUAUUUAAGCAUCUACAAGAUAAUUUAUUAAAAUUUUAUUUAGUUCUUUAAAGUAAAUUAGGCCUACUUUUUACUCUUUUCGCCACGUGGUCACUAAGAGGGUCUUUUCAGAGUUCAUCGUGGGAUCGGCCAGGGCCACUGGGUGUUGAGAGAUAAGGCCCGACAUAUCCGGAACAGACCAUCCCCAAAAAAUUCUGAGGCUUUUCUACCUGCCAGGAUCGAUCCCGGGUUCCCCAGAGCGUUAUGCUGACAGCCUUAUACUAUAUUUAUAGAAUAUAAAUAAUAUUCAACAAAUGAAGUCGCCUUAAUCUAAACAUGCUUAGAUUUCGGAAGAGGAGGGUAGUAGCCACCGUACUCUUAAUCAUGGUGUGCACCUUUAUAGCAUUCGUCAAUUACGCUAACGAAAACUUCGAAGAGUAUAACGAGAUCACGGACGUGUAUCGAUCCUCUCUAAUAGAUGGAAAGCUCCGUCCUUGGUUUUUAUCCUCGGAUAAGGGGGUAGAUAUUAAUUGCGACCCCUCCAAACUGUGGCCGGACGAAGAUUCCGGAGAUAGAAUUGUCAAUCAGUUAAUGUAUGUUCCCAAAGAGAAUAUUACCGAAAAAGUAAAGACUAUCUUACUGUAUUUUGGACGUGGAGGCUGGAGCGAUUUGCCAUUAGGUAGAAAAGUAUUUUUGAGAGAUAAAUGCCCCGUUAACGCCUGUUCACUAACGACCCAUGUCAGUUCUGCAGAAAAGGCGGAUGCCGUCUUUUUCAAGGACAGCUUCACUUGGCCCUUUCACAAAAGAUCUUCCGAGCAAGUGUGGAUAUUAUUCCUUUUGGAAUGCCCGCUGCAUACGCAAGACUUUAAAAAUCUCAGGAACGUUUUCAACUGGACGGCAACAUACAGGCACGAUUCCGAUAUCGUAGCACCUUACGAGAAGUACGUCUCUUACUCCGUAGCGCCAUCUGUUGUUAAGCCGAUCAACUAUGCCGCAAAUAAAACUAAAAAAGUAGCCUGGUUUGUUUCGAAUUGUGCUACAAAAAAUCAUAGGAAAGAAUAUGCCAUGGAACUGGCAAAACAUAUAAAAUUGGAUAUUUACGGUUCUUGCGGGCCUUACAAUUGUCCGCGACUCGACGCUAAAAAGUGUUUUGAUAUGCUCGAAAGAGAUUACAAAUUCUACUUAGCAUUCGAGAAUUCAAAUUGUAAGGAUUAUAUCACCGAGAAGUUCUUCGUCAAUAGUCUAGGCCAUAACGUCCUUCCUAUAGUUAUGGGAGCAAGAAAAGAAGAUUACGAGAGAAGUGCACCUCCUCAUUCAUACAUACACGUGGACGAUUUCGAGUCUCCUCGUCAAUUAGCAGACUACCUAAUCAAACUUGACCAAAACGAUACUUUGUACAACGAAUACUUCAAAUGGAAAGGUAACGGUGAGUUCAUCAAUACCUAUUUUUGGUGUAGAGUAUGCGCCAUGUUGCACGCUCCACCCAGACCUAAAUCAUAUUCGGACAUUCAAGAGUGGUGGUCUUCUAAAGGAACGUGCACGAUGGGUAGUUGGAACAAUCCAAUUGACGACAGAUAGUGUCAGAAGACGAAGUAUUCGUGCAAGUCUUCCACUCAUCAAUGGCUCUAGUCGUUGUCUUCCAAGAAGAGUAAUCUUCUCAUUUUUGUAUCUUGUGGCUCAUAUAUAUUUAUAUACAUUGCAUCUCUUAAGUUGGUAUGAUUAAACUUACAUUUUUUUUUUUUUUUUGCUUUAUUUACAUUAUCUGAAAUAAAUUAUUUAUUUACAGA
This is a messenger RNA of Centruroides sculpturatus (bark scorpion), 2315 nucleotides long. RefSeq names its product glycoprotein 3-alpha-L-fucosyltransferase A-like. The record is from RefSeq and is a predicted model, not a curated record. Gene Ontology annotation, cellular component: membrane. The transcript is spliced from 3 exons. Bases 865 to 2106 code for a protein of 413 amino acids. Gene Ontology annotation, molecular function: alpha-(1->3)-fucosyltransferase activity. Lineage: Eukaryota; Metazoa; Arthropoda; Arachnida; Scorpiones; Buthidae.